Messenger RNA from Aspergillus calidoustus, 2244 nucleotides. NCBI's taxonomy places the organism in Eukaryota, Fungi, Ascomycota, Eurotiomycetes, Eurotiales, Aspergillaceae. The record is from the annotation of a GenBank genome assembly.
AUGGCCUGCACAAUCCCACCCAAAACCUGGGAAACCGGCUUCGCGCGCCCCACCGGGUCAUACUCCUGGCAAGACGAAGCAAAGUUCACUUCGCAAACAGGCGAGCGGUCGCACUACUCCAUUCCGCCACAUAUUGAACCGCCGAGCUCGACCGUGGGAAACACCCUUGGGGUUGGCGGUCUCCGGACGUGGCCGAGCUAUUAUGAUGGGACCGCGUACGCGGUGCCGGAGUGGUUUAGGCCGGCGAGGGAGGUGGAUGUGCUGAUUUGCGGUGCGGGUCCUUUUGGACUACAGGUUGGACUCAUCUUGGCGCGGCAAGGGAUCAGCUUCCGAAUCAUCGACAAAGCAAACACCCCCUGCCUCUCCGGGCGAGCAGACGCGAUCCAUCCACGCGGCCUCGAACUCCUCCACCAAUGGGGUCUCGUCAACGAGGCGAUAGAAGAAGGGCCCCUCCUCAAUUCCACUGCCAUCUACCGCAACGGCGUCCAGCUCUUCCACAGCCACGAACCGACGAGCGACUCGCGGUACCAGGGCGCUACUGUCAUCACGCAGGGCCAGAUGGAGCGCAUCUAUAUCCGUGAUCUGCUCCGCCACAAAACCGUCGUUGAGCGGGAGACCAUUGUUGAUAGCUUUGAGGUGUUUGAUGGCUCGGGGUCGAGUCACCCGGUGCAGGUCAAUUUGAAGAACAUUGGGAAUGGCAGGGAGGAGAUGGUGCGGGCGAAGUAUCUGAUUGGGGCUGAUGGCGCUGCGAGCAGCAUCCGUGAGCAGUUGAAGAUCAAAUUUGACGGGCUGGCUACGGAUAUUUACUGGGCGAUUCUGGAUUGUCGGUUCAAGACGGAUUAUCCGCACAUGUAUGGGCUGAGCAUGGUGAUCAGCGCCGAACACGGAGGAUCGAUCAUCAUUCCUCGCGAGGAGGGCUACACACGCUUCUACGUCCAGGUAAGCGGUGAAAUGGCACGACGGCUACAUGAAAAGCGACAGGCGAGGAAAAAUGCGUCGUCUGUAGGACAAACACGGAUUGACGAUCACGGCAUCACACCCGAGGAGGCACUGGAGCAGCUGAAUAAAAUCAUGUCGCCUUGGAAAAUCGAGUUUGCCUCGCCGAUGAGCUGGUUCUCUGUCUGGAAAGUCAACGAGAGGGUAGCGAGGCACUUUUCCUCUCCGGACUUGCGAGUCCAUUUGGGCGGGGAUGCUGCCCAUGUGCACAGCGUCCUCGGUGGCUUUGGCUUCAACUCCUCCAUGUACGACGCCGCCAACCUCGGCUGGAAACUCGGUCUCUGCAUCAAGAAGCAAGCCGAGCCAACAAUCCUCCUCCCAACAUACGACAGCGAGCGACGAAUCUUCGCCAACAGGGUAAUCCGCUGCUCCGGCGCGUACCUGCGCUUUAUUUGCAACUCGCAUCUCCCACUUGCCGCACUGCGCGGCCUCGACGAGAACCUCGAGACUCACGAUGAGGUCUUGCCGAAGCUGGAUAAUACGCCCGAAUCGGACUUUCAGUUCGUGUAUACGUUCUACAGGCGGCAUGCGAUGUUCUUGCUUGGAAUCGAGUGGCCCAUUAUCGAGUCGUCUAUCUGUCCGCCGGAUACUCGGGCCGAGCAGAGGCCCGUGUCCCUCCGGAAUGGAGUUCGUCCGCCGAAUCCACGAGUUUGUCUCGAAACCAAAUAUACAGCAUACCUAUACGAUAAAAUGGGAGGGGUCUCGCGUUUCCAUAUCAUCAUCUUCGGAUCGGAUAUGCAGGGCCCGGUCCGGAAGCAGCUGGCAAUCUUCUCGCAAAAGGCGUUCCGGAAGAACAGCUUCUUCCACCAGUACGGUGGCAAGGACCGAUUCAACAUCAUCCUCGUCGCAAAGGUCUUACCCCACGAAGCGGCAACCUUACUGGGACCACGCGACGGCGAAGAAGACGACCUGAAAUCCCUCCGCGAGCAAGCAACCGUCGUAUUCGACGACCGCGUCCCCGACGACGACGCACACUAUUGGUACGGAGUGAAUCACGCGCGCGGGGCAGUCGUUGCUGUUCGUCCGGACUUGGCUGUCGGGAUCAGUAUCUGGCCGGAAAACGUGGAGGAGCUCGAUGCGUAUUUUGGGUCGUUCCUUGUGCGACAGACUGCCGCACGGCCGGAGAAUGCAAAGGGUGCUGUGGAGGUUGUCAGCAACGAGGUCAGUGGUUCCGAAGGGAGCGACAAGGGAGUUGCCGCGCAUCGGAGGAGGUCGAUUCGGUCGUGGAUUUCGGAUAUUCUGGCGUAG